AUGUCUCUGCAACAGAAAGCUCUUCUUCUUCUCAAAAAACAGGGUGACUUCGAGGUUGGCUACCGCAGCAUCCCCAGUCCUGGUGCUGGGCAGCUCCUGGUCAAGAUCCAAUCUGCUGCCUUGAAUCCGAUUGACUACAAGAUCAAGGACACCGGGCUGUCUGUGUCUCAUUACCCUGCCGUUCUGGGCGUGGAUAUUGCUGGCAUUGUCGUAGAAGUAGGAAAAGGUGUUAAGAAUUUCCGCAAGGGCGAUCAAGUAUUGGCGCAUGGCGUGCGCACUUUUUCUAAUGACAUGGCUGCGUUUCAGCAGUACUCACUGACCGUUGCGGAUUUCACUGCAAAGAUUCCUUCGAGCGAGUCUUUCGAUAGCGCAGCUACUGUUCCUCUGGGACUGGAUACUGCGGUAAUGGGCCUGUACGGACAAGAAGUAGGAGCUGGGAUAACUCCACCUUGGGUGAAAAGUGUCAGCAGUCAUGUAUCAAAGAAACCCAUCGUCAUCCUUGGCGGUUCUUCCUCUGUGGGUUCAUACACCAUCCAACUUGCUCGUCUUUCAGGAUUCUAUCCCAUCAUCACCACAGCUUCCCCGAGCAACGAAGACCUCGUCAGAGACUACGGCGCAACCCACUUUUUUGACCGACACCUUUCCGGCGACCAGCUGAAGGCGGCCAUCAGCGAAGUAACCGACAGGCCUAUCAAAAUAGUUUAUGACGCUGUCUCAUUGCCAGAAACACAGUCCGCCGGCUGGGGAUUGCUUACGACCAACGGUGUCCUUGUACUAACCCUUCCGGCGUCGGUCAAGGAAGAUGCAGGCAAGGGGCGCAAGGCCAUCCAGACCUUCGGGAACCCGCAUGCCCCCCAAAAUCAUGAGCUGGGCAGCAGCUGCUGGGCUAUGGUCACAAAGUGGCUCUCAGAGGGUACUAUUCAGGCGGGUUCUGCGAUCACUCCGAACAAGUAUGAAGUACUUCCGGACGGGCUUGAAGGUAUUAUUGAAGGGCUAGAAAGGAUGAAAAUGGGACAGGUAUCUGGAAUGAAGCUAGUCGCUCGCCCUCAGGAAACACAGUAA
Messenger RNA from Suillus paluster, 1062 nucleotides. Its product is annotated as chaperonin 10-like protein. The coding region runs from base 1 to 1062 and encodes 353 amino acids. The transcript has 5 exons. The record is from RefSeq and is a predicted model, not a curated record. Gene Ontology annotation, molecular function: oxidoreductase activity, acting on NAD(P)H. NCBI's taxonomy places the organism in Eukaryota, Fungi, Basidiomycota, Agaricomycetes, Boletales, Suillaceae.